AUUUCAUUUGAUAUUAUUUACAACGAUGGAUAAUUUAGAUGAUUUACUAAAUAAAAUUAAAUCUAAUGAUGAAAUAUCAAUUGAAGAAAAACAACAAAUUCGUACUGAAUUACGUCAAAGAUUCCUUAAAUUGAUCACAAGAUUACAAGGUAAACAAUGUAGUUUUAAAACAUGUGAAAAUACUAAUGUAGAGGCAUUAUUUAAAGUAUGUGAUCCAAAUUUUGAAACAAUUAUUGUCGAAAAUUUGAAAACACCGGUUAUGAGUUAUGAUAAUGUAAAAUUACGUGAAACUAUUGCAUCGAGUAAUAAUAUAUCAACAACACUCAUUGGACUUGGCGUUAUGCCAGGUUAUGGUGGCCACCCACAAUAA
This is a messenger RNA of Chrysoperla carnea, 370 nucleotides long. RefSeq lists its product as uncharacterized. Gene Ontology annotation, cellular component: SMN-Sm protein complex. NCBI's taxonomy places the organism in Eukaryota, Metazoa, Arthropoda, Insecta, Neuroptera, Chrysopidae. Gene Ontology annotation, biological process: spliceosomal snRNP assembly. The transcript is spliced from 3 exons. The record is from RefSeq and is a predicted model, not a curated record. Bases 26 to 370 code for a protein of 114 amino acids.